Caenorhabditis remanei is the source of this 678-nucleotide messenger RNA. RefSeq lists its product as uncharacterized. The coding region runs from base 1 to 678 and encodes 225 amino acids. The transcript is spliced from 4 exons. The record is from RefSeq and is a predicted model, not a curated record. Lineage: Eukaryota; Metazoa; Nematoda; Chromadorea; Rhabditida; Rhabditidae. Gene Ontology annotation, molecular function: catalytic activity.
AUGAGCCGAACAAUUUGGUUGGUGAGACACGGACAACGUGUUGAUAAUGUGGAUAAGAAGUGGAAAGACAACAAUCCAACCAAGUGGGAUGAUCCUGAGUUGACAAUCCGCGGAAAGCAACAGGCUCAUGAGGUCGGGAAACAUUUUGCCAACAUGAACAUCGAGGCGAUCAUCACUUCUCCGUUUACCAGAUGCAUCGAAACAUCUGCUCAAAUUGCAGCAAUGAUGGAGAAUAAGGCAACGAAGAUUUGUGUUGAACCGGGAUUCCAGGAGCCACUUUAUAUGUGUAUGACUCCUCCAGGUGUUCCAUCGAUGGAGAAAAUUAAAGAGUACUCAACUCAAAUCGAUGAAUCGUAUAAGCCGGUUUUCGAGAAGCUUCCAGAAGAAGCAAAAGGAGAUCUCGGAUGUGCUGAUCGUGUUGUCAAAACAUUCCAAGAGGUUGCCAAGAAGUUCCCAUCUGGAAAUAUCAUCAUCGUUUCUCAUGGAACUCCAAUCGCCAAUAUUCAUGCCUUCUUGAAAGGGCAUUGGAAAUAUGUUGGACAAUGCACCAUCUGCAAGGUCACUGACAUGUAUGGACAAUCAUUCCGUCUCGACUACUGGUCGGAUAAGAAACAUUUGUCUCAAACUCAUGAUCUUCGUGAAGAUGAACGCAAUGUUCCGAAACUUCCUUCACCAUAA